Molecule: messenger RNA, 2556 nt
Organism: Sorghum bicolor (sorghum)
Lineage: Eukaryota; Viridiplantae; Streptophyta; Magnoliopsida; Poales; Poaceae
Product: ATP-dependent DNA helicase PIF1
Exons: 3
Coding region: 1490-2401 (303 amino acids)
Source: RefSeq, a predicted model, not a curated record
AUAGCCUCGCGACCCUCCGCCUCGGUCCAGAGAACCACGACACCUGCGGCACGACGCCCAGCUCCCAACUCGUUUUGCUCCAAGCAACCGCCGUUGGACGACCUCACCAAGACGUCGUCGCCGUGCCAUUGCCGGAGACGACGCGACGCGACGCAAGACCCCUGCGCCUGCGACUGUGACCUCGCCAAAGUCGCUGCUGCCAUCAGUUGGGCCCUCGACCGCGACCUUGCCAAGCCGUUGCCGCCGUCGGACGGGCGUCCCAGCAGCGAGGGCAGCACAGCAUCCCAGCGGAGGAGGCGAUCCGUGCGCUCACCCUCUUGUCCAACGAGAAGUUCUUGAAUUAGUUACGCGUGGUCGUCGUGUCUGAUCCCUGGAAGAAGGCAUGGUGUGCGGAUGCUAAGAAGAAGAUAGCAAAAUGUCCAAGAGAGCAGUGUGCUGAUCUGCUAGCUAGGCCUAUGUGAGCACUUUUCUGAUUUCCUUGCUAAUUCCUUUAAUUGUUGUCUUAUGGAUCUUUUUUAAGCAUCUCUCGGCUAGAUUUAUUUCUGAAAUUCUUGAUUUUGUGUAUGUGCUAGCUCUGAUCCGGUUAUCCUGAAUAGAAAGCUAAGUUAUUUAGAAAGCUAAGUUAAUUUUUUAUUUCAGUUUCUAGCUAGGAACUUGCACUGCUCUCCAGCUCACUGAACUAAUUUCAGUGGAGUUUUUACUUCACUGAUGAACCCUGUUUCUUUUUUUACAAAAAUGUUAUCACUGUGUAUUUCCUACUUCUUUUAGAACUAUAAAUUGGUUCUAUCAUCUAACUAACAAGACUUAUGGUCAAUAUAGAACUUGGAUAUUCAGAGUUCACCUAUUCUGAAUUGCUGCUACCAAGUGAUGGUGCCAGUUUUGCUCUAAGGCACCUUAGGAUUUGCUCACACAUGUUUUAAAAAAUAAAGUAAUAAUGACUUUAUGGAUAGGCUUUGGUUUUUGCUGAUGCUUGAUUGAGUAUUUUAGAUCCAGCUUUCUGGUGUAAGCCAAAUAUGUUGCAAUAAAUAAAAAGACAAUAGUUAAUAUGAGCAGACUACGUGGGGGCUUAAGAGGCAACAACCAUAUAGCUCGCUCAACAAUAUACAACAAGAAGAAAAUAUGUAAAUAAUACAAAAUGAUGACAUAGUACAUAAAUGAUCAUUCGGCCUCCAUGCUAAUGCUACAGUGGCCAUGCUAAGUGAGGUUGAGUUGUGAACUGUAGGGAUGAAGAAAGCCAAGAUUCGAUGCAUGUGUUAGGGUUGGGCUGGUCAGUAGUACUUAAUGCUUGACCUUUGGUUUAUCUGUGUUACCAAUCUAGAUCUCAUUGCCUUUAUCAUCAUGAAAAUGGUUGAUCUAAGAAUUCUAGAGGUUUUUGACAGCAUGUUGAUCUUUGGUUAAACUUCCAUGUGCUUUCAAGUCGCUUGUUGUUGCCAAAUUUUUAUAGGACAAUUCAAGAGGUGACCAGCUGUUAGUUGGUGCAUCACUACGGAUGUCGUACCUUUGGAAUUCCAUGCGACAUCUCAAACUGGUGCACAACAUGAGGGCAAAGAGUGACCCAUGGUUUGCAGAAUACUUGCUACGCAUCGGGGGAGGCUUAGAGGAGGCUAAUGGUGAUGGUGAAAUCCGUCUUCCUGAUGAAAUAUGCAUACCACAUACCCGGGAAGACAGUGAUCUUGAUACGUUAAUUGACUGCAUAUUCCCUGCCCUCAAUGCCAAUAUGUCAAACAAGAGCUACAUCACCUCACGAGCAAUAUUGUCUCCACGGAACGACUGGGUUGAUAUGGUUAACAUGAAGAUGAUAAGUCGUUUCCAAGGGAAUGAGAUGGUGUAUCAUAGCUUUGAUAGUGCGGUGGAUGAUCCACAUAACUACUGCCCAUCUGAGUUUCUCAACACUUUGACCCCCAACGGUCUUCCUCCACAUGUGUUAAAGCUCAAGAUAGGGUGCCCGGUCAUAUUGCUAAGGAACAUCGACCCUGCGGGUGGACUUUGCAAUGGAACGAGGCUGGUGGUUCGAGGGUUCCAAAGAAAUAUUAUCGAUGCAGAAAUUAUGGUUGGAGACCAUGCCGGAAAGCGAAUCUUUCUACCACGAAUUCCGUUAUGCCCCUCGGAUGACGAGAUGUUCCCGUUCCAGUUCAAGAGGAAGCAGUUUCCUAUUAGACUCAGUUUUGCCAUGACAAUUAAUAAGGCACAGGGGCAGACUCUCCCCAAUGUUGGUGUGUAUUUGCCUGAACCAGUGUUCUCUCAUGGUCAGCUGUAUGUUGCGCUAUCUAGAGCCACUGCCAGAUCGAACAAUAGAAUCCUUGUUAUCCCACCCAGUGAUAAGAAGGAUAAGAAAAAAACGACAAAAACAAAUGGUGCAUACACGAAAAAUAUUGUCUACAAAGAGGUUCUCACUCCAUGAAAAGGUAAUAGAGAAAGUCAAGAAGAAAUGAGAGACAAGUACUAUGUAUGAUGAAGUGUAACUGACUAUAUGUACUUAUUAUAUUAUAAUAUAUUUUCAAUAACUAUAUAUGAAUUUAUGUUUAAUUUGAAAUAUCAUGGUUAUUAUUUCUAACA